This is a messenger RNA of Closterium sp. NIES-65, 354 nucleotides long. The record is from the annotation of a GenBank genome assembly. Lineage: Eukaryota; Viridiplantae; Streptophyta; Zygnematophyceae; Desmidiales; Closteriaceae.
AUGGCUAGGAACGGGGCCGGGCGCUGGGCAGAUACGGGGCCGGGUGCUGGGCUAGGGACGGGGCCGGGUGCUGGGCAGGUACGGGGCCGGGCGUUGGGCAGGUACGGGGCCGGGCGCUGGGCAGGUACGGGGCCGGGCGCUGGGCAGGUACGGGGCCGGGCACUGGGCAGGAACGGGGCCGGGCGCUGGGCAGGUACAGGGCCGGGUGCUGGGCAGGUAUGGGGCCGGGCGCUGGGCAGGUACGGGGCCGGGGCGCGGGCUAAGUACGGGGCCGGGCGCGGGCGUUAUACGGGCCGGGCGCGGGCUAGGUACGAGGCCAGGCGCUGGCGACAGACGGGGCUGGGCGCGGGCUAG